AAACUUUUGGCGAUGCUGAGACCCAAUGAAAAGGAAUUCUCUUUCUGAAUCUCCUGGUACAUUUAAUUUUCAUUUCAAAUUAGUUUUUCCUCAAUUACCGUCAUGUCGGAGCCUACCGUAGCAGAUUCGAGACGUCAUCCCGCCCAUAAAGUUUUUGAAGAACUUGGGCUUGUUUCGCUCUAUCGAUCGACCAAAGAUGUCAAGAUCCUUUGCGCACAGAGAUUCAUCCGUCUUUUUGCCUACGGCGGAUCUACCUUAGUUCUUGUAGCCUAUUUGCGAGAACUUGGCGUAUCGACAACCCGCGUCGGCUUGUUCAUGACAUUGACGUUGGUUGGUGAUAUCAUCAUUAGCUUCCUGCUUGCGCUAUUUGCUGAUGGCGUUGGCCGACGCGCGGUCUUGGCUUUGGGGGCAAUCUUGAUGACUGCGAGUGGGAUUGUGUUUGCUACCUCUAGUAAUUACUGGAUUUUGCUUGCUGCUGCAAUCUUGGGUGUUAUUAGUCCUGGUGGCAACGAAAUUGGACCCUUCCGUGGUGUUGAGGAGAGCAUCAUUGCACAUCUAACUGAUGCUGCCAGACGAGGCGAUGUCUAUGCUUGGUACAGUCUCUCCGGUACGGCUGGCGGUGCCUUUGGUCUUUUGACCUGCGGUUGGAUUAUUCACCAUAUGCGCGUCAACCUCGGCAUGGAUGUUGUUGCAGUGUAUCGCGACGUGUUCUAUGGCUACUCGGUGAUGGGUGUGCUGAAGCUGAUCUCGGCCAUCAUCUUGAGCUCUGCAGUUGAAGUUCACCAUGAGCAUGAGCAAGAAUCACCAGCAAACAACGGCGAACAAGCACCCCUGCUUCCCGAUAAUACUCAAGCUCAAACCUCGGAUCAGCCCCAGCCCAAGAAGCAGCUUCGAGCUCGAAUUUCUCGCGAGAGUAUCCCGACUGUCGUGACCCUUUGCACUCUGUUGGCCUUGGAUAGCUUUGCUUCAGGAUUGGCUCCUCUCUCAUGGAUCACUUACUACUUCAAAUCUUACUACCAUAUCGAGGAAGGGAAGCUAGGUUCUAUUUUUUUCACCACGAGCAUCAUCGCUGCUGCAUCUAUGCUGGUUGCAUCUUCCCUUGCCAAGCGAUUCGGCAAUGUUCGAACUAUGGUAUUUACUCACCUUCCAUCAGCGGUCUUCUUGGCCCUGGUCCCCAUCCCCAACGACGUCCACCUAUCGGUUCUCUUCCUCAUUCUCCGAUCUUGCACUCAAUCAAUGGAUGUUGCACCCCGCUCAGCAUUCCUCGCCGCUAUAAUCAAACCGAAGGAGCGAACCGUCGUUAUUGGCCUUAUCAACGUAGCAAAAACGACAUCUCAGAGCCUUGGACCGCUCAUCACAGGACUUCUCGCAGAUUCGAACUACUUCUGGGUCUCAUUCAUCAUGGCUGGAUCUUUGAAGGUCUGUUAUGACUUGGGAUUCCUUGGUCUCUUCAAGCAUCACGAACAUGUGGAAGCAAAGAGAAACCACGAGGAAGAGGGAAGCCAGUGAUUUACAAGCUUGGUACUCGGUGUUUGAUCGGGUCAAGAAAGAAAUGUAAUUAGGUAUUAAACUCUUAGUGGUAAAAGCGAUAGGGAGGCUUGAGGGUCAUCUAUACAACCAUGAAUGUAUUUAUGUUCAAGCAAAGCAACGUUGCUCAUCUUUCUAGUACAUAUUCCCUCCCAAAGCCUCCGCAUUAAUAUGUGAUCUCUCACCGACAGACUUCUUCACGACUACAACAAGCUCAUCAAGCGUGCCUAAAAAUCUCACAAAGGCAUAAACAGCUGCUGACCAAUGUCUUCCUUCUUGCUUCGCCAAGUAUUCCUUGGAGUUACCCUCGUCUUGAAAGUCUCCCCGCAACCUCCUAAACUGGAUCGCCCGGCCCACCAAAGGCGUAGGCAAGAUUGCCGGAAGAGGCUCUCCAGAUAUCAAAGAAUGCUGAAGAAGGGUCAUGGUUGACAUCAGGUCAGCGAUCAGGUUUUCGUCGCCUGCACUCACACGAUAAAAGAACCUCUCGCGGACUGGAAAUGGUAGCUUCGUGGCGGUCAAGCUGAAUUGUGCUAGGAAGACGUUGAGGUUGUUGCAAAGAUGAUUGGCGCGGCUGAGCGUUUCAGUAUCGAUGUUUGAAGUAGAGAACUCAAACUUGGUCUUCAGAAUUGGAAGAGCGAUGGAGUUUAGCAGCUCUUCGGUGGUGGUAGCCUGCUUCUCGAUGACCUCGACGAAAUCGUCAGGAGGCGAGCGCCAGACUGAAAUCAGAAGGGCAUAGCGGUCUCUGAUGCUCGACAACUGGCUGGAUAAGAUUUGUCGAUAAUGUCUGUUUCCAGAAAGGGGUCGCGGAAGAAGCGCAACAAGGACGGCUGCGCCAAAACCGAUGAGGACAAGAAGGAUUCGCCGCCAGAAGACCUCGUAUCCGACUCCGGGAUUACCAUAGCUAGGGAUAUGCGUAUCGACCCAACUAUACGACAUGACCAUGUACAUCGUUGAUGUAAGCAUGAUACCUGCAGCCAUAUGCUGCGGCGGAGCAAACAACCUCCACCACAUCAUACCAAUGAUAGCGACUGCCAUGAUGGCAGCUAGACCGUAUGGGUUUCCAGGGCCAUUGCCGGAUCCGAUGUACCAGCACAGAAGACCCAGGAUACCUCCGGCGACGGUACCAAGAGUACGAAUGAGAAUCCCAGAUGUAAAGUCAGACAUGUAAGGUUCGAGAGCCAUCUGGGCCAUGAUCAGAGCCCAUAAUCCCUUCUCGCGAUAGUAGAAGCCAGCUGAUGAUGGUAUGACUGCAGGAACGGCGAGUGCAAUAGUCAGGACCAGAGCACGAAGAGCGUGUAGACCCUCGACACCCGUGAAGAAGUUGAUGAGCGCCAAGAAGAUCAGACUCGAUUUGCUUCGUCGACGGCUCGUGGGCUGCUGCAUACUUUCCAAAAUGGCGGCUGUUGUUCUUGCCCCUUCAGGGUCUUCCUUUUCCUUUCGCUUCUUCCUGAAGAGACCUCGCUUCUUCUCGGGUUUGGAAAUGAUGGACAUCGUUCGGGUGAGAUCGUUAGAGUUGGGAAUCGUGGAAGGCGGUGCAUCUUGGGACAGACCGAGCGUGAAAAUGUGCUGGAGGCCUUUUGGUAGCCAUACUCGCUUCGAUGUUCGAACCCUCUCAACCUCGAUAGCUCUUUCGAGAACUCCCCCAAUAUUCUUGGUCAGGUUGAUGAGCCGUUCCUGGUAUAGAAGACCAGACAUCAAGCCAAGCAUAGGAGGUGCGCGGUGAUCAUUGUAGAUAACCUUGCCGUUAGCGUCAAAAAGAUGGGCGUGAGGGGCGAUGAGUUGCUCUGCAGCCGUAUCUUCGAAGUCUUCGAGCGCUUCUUGCAGCGAUGCAAGGAUAUGCUCAUGUUGACUGAUUGUGUCGUUUUGAGAAGCU
Fusarium odoratissimum NRRL 54006 is the source of this 3400-nucleotide messenger RNA. RefSeq lists its product as uncharacterized. Gene Ontology annotation, biological process: transmembrane transport. The record is from RefSeq and is a predicted model, not a curated record. Gene Ontology annotation, molecular function: transmembrane transporter activity. Lineage: Eukaryota; Fungi; Ascomycota; Sordariomycetes; Hypocreales; Nectriaceae. The coding region runs from base 103 to 1509 and encodes 468 amino acids. The transcript has 4 exons. Gene Ontology annotation, cellular component: fungal-type vacuole membrane.